GCAGAUCCUCCACGAACGGAUCGGCCGUUCGUAGAUAUCCUGACAGAUCAACGGAAAGCAUUGCUUGGAUGUUGUUUUUAUGGCAGUCGCUGGACAGAAUUCUAAAGAUGCCGUUCUAUGCAGUAGCCAAAGGACGCCAGGUUGGAAUUUAUAACACGUGGCCAGAGUGCCAGCAACAAGUGAAUGGAUUCACCGGUGCUCGGUUCAAAAAGUUUGCCACGGAAUCGGAAGCGAACAAUUUUGUUCAGCAAAAUAGCGGUGGAUCUAGCGCUGUGUCGAGUACAAACUGGGGCAGAGGUAGCACGGUAGGAAAACGAAGUUUUACCACCGGUGCGGAUACGACGCAGCCGGUUAAAAAACAAUUCAAAAAGACUAUCCUUCUCGAUGAAGCACCGAAGCCGGUCAGCAAAAUGGUGAAAUAUGGGCUGCACUACUUUUCGCAGGAUGAUGACGGAUUUGUUCACGUGUACACGGACGGAUCGUGCGAGGGUAAUGGACAGGCGCACGCUGCUGCCGGCUUAGGAGUGUACUUCGGCGAAGGUCAUGCCUUAAAUACCGCCCAGCCCGUCAGUGGCCGAGCGACGAAUAAUUGCGGCGAAAUACAGGCUGCCUCGAUGGCUAUACGACUCGCCAGAGCACAGGGCGUCCGUCGGCUUAUGGUCAAUACGGACUCUCAGUUCCUGAUCAAUUCCAUCACCAAGUGGCUGCCGGGCUGGAAACGGCGCAACUGGACGCUGGCAAGCGGCGGCGAGGUUAAGAACAAGACUGACUUUCAGGAGCUUGAACGGGAGCUAAGUUCUGGCGAUAUCGAGAUCAAGUGGAAUCACGUCGAUGCACACUGCGGCAUCGCAGGAAACGAGCGUGCGGACGAACUGGCCCGCCAAGGAACACAGAUGUAUCGAACGAUGCGUAGAGGACGAUAAACGGAAACUUCUCCCAUUUUGUUGUUGUUGACCAGCUGAUUGAAAAGAGAAGGUUAAAUACAAGUUGAAAAGAAUAAAGUGUGAUAUAGCACGCAAAC
Anopheles coustani is the source of this 1021-nucleotide messenger RNA. It is a transcript of the gene rnh1, whose product is annotated as ribonuclease H1. Gene Ontology annotation, molecular function: nucleic acid binding; RNA-DNA hybrid ribonuclease activity; magnesium ion binding. Gene Ontology annotation, biological process: DNA replication, removal of RNA primer. The record is from RefSeq and is a predicted model, not a curated record. The transcript has 3 exons. Bases 69 to 923 code for a protein of 284 amino acids. NCBI's taxonomy places the organism in Eukaryota, Metazoa, Arthropoda, Insecta, Diptera, Culicidae.